AUGAUAAGUCCGCGUAACAUCAAGGAGGCUCAGCAGCUGUCAGGUCGCCUGACAUCACUCUCUCGGUUUCUACCCUGUUUAGCCGAAACUGCAAAACCCAUCAUCAGGCUGCUGAAGAAAGUAAACAAAUUCACAUGGCCGGAGGAAUGUCAAACAGCUUUUCAAGCUUUAAAACAGCGUCUCGGAACUCCUCCAAUCCUUUCACAGCCCGACCCUACUUUGGACAUCAUUGUUUAUAUGUGCGUUUCGCACGAGGCUAUCAGCUCGGUAUUGAUACAAGAAAAGGAGACCCAAAUGCCUAUUUACUUCAUCAGCCGGAUGUUACAAGAGUCGGAAGGGAGGUAUCAGCUACUUGAAAAGGUUGCACUCGGACUUGUUCACACGGCUCGUAGACUUCGGCAGUACUUUCAGGGGCAUAAAGUCGUGGUACGCACCGACUGCCCUAUCGCUAAGGUUUUGAGAAAACCUGAGCUGGCAGGCCGCAUGAUGGCAUGGUCUAUUGAGUUGUCCGAGUUUGACAUCUCAUUCGAACCAAGGGGCCCGAUAAAAUCACAAUGCUUAGCAGACUUUGUUAACGAAUUGCAGUCGACAGGACUUUUUGAAAGUGAUCAAUGGACGAUCCGGGUCGACGGGUCGUCUAAUAACCAAUGCAAUGGGGCCCGUGUCAUUCUUGAAGCACCGACAGGCAUGGAACUUGAACAAUCGCUGCGAUUUGCGUUCAAAGCCUCUAAUAACCAGGCCGAAUAUGAGGCAUUGUUGGCAGGUUUGAGGCUAGCCCGAGAAGUGGGCGUCCGAAAACUAGUCUGUUGGACCGAUUCAAAGGUCGUCUCAGAACAAGUAAAUGAAAAUUUUCAAGUUAAAGACGCCCACCUGUUGAAGUACUAUCAUACGUUCCGGAAUAUGUGCCAAUUUUUUGAUGAAGUAAUUGUAAAGCACACACCCCGUGAAAACAAUGAAAGAGCCGAUCAGUUAGCCCGGUUGGCUACGAGCAGUGGUAAACCUGGACAGCUCCGAACCACUCUUCACCUCGAGCUCGCCGUUCCAAGUAUCGACAGCACUGAUUGUUUAUCGGUCUCUAAGCCGUCACCAACAUGGAUGACUGAUAUCACCCGCUUCAUUUCGGAAGGCGUUGAACCUACAUGUCCCUCAGCUGCCAAAAAGCUUCGAACUCAAGCCGCAAGGUACUUGGCCAAUUAUGUGCUGAGGGAAGUUCAUGAAGGAAUUUGUGGUUCUCACACCGGAGGGCGAACUUUAGCUGCUAAGGUACUUCAGGCUGGCUAUUACUGGCCCACACUCAAGACCGAUUGCAUGGAAUUCGUCAAAAAAUGUGUCCAGUGCCAAAAACAUGGCAAUUUGAUACAUGCAUCAGCCGAACAACUACACAACAUCAAUUCACCUUGGUCGUUCGCCCUGUGGGGAAUGGAUAUACUCAGACCAUUCCCAAUGGCUAAAGGGCAAUGCAAAUUUCUGUUAGUUGCGGUGGAUUAUUUCAACAAAUGGAUUGAGGCCGAGCCUCUCGCCACUAUCACAACACAUAAUCUUCAGAAAAUCCUUUGGAAACACGUCAUCACACGCUUUGGGAUUCCUCAUGCCAUCGUCACUGACAACGGACUUCAAUUCACAGAUCAGAAACUCAACAAAUUUCUUCAAGACUUGGGAGUCAAACACAGAUUCACGUCGGUCGAACACCCCCAAUCAAACGGCCAGGCUGAGGCCGCUAACAAAGUCAUCCUCUCGGAAUUGAAGAAGCGCUUGGGGGCAGCAAAGGGCGCAUGGGCCGAGGAGCUCUCGGAAGUACUAUGGGCGUAUCGGUGUACACCUCAAUCCACAACUCGAGAGACCCCUUUUCGACUAACAUAUGGCACCGACGCAAUGAUACCAGUUGAAGUCGGAGAACCUUCCUUUCGUCGAACACAUUUUGACGAAGAGUCCAAUGAGGCAUCUUUACGAGCGAAAAUUGAUUUAGUCGAGGAAAUACGCCCUCGGGCUCAGGUUAUAGCCGAAGCAUGUAAACAGAGGAUGACACGAAGGUUCAGCUCUAACCUCACCAAAAGAAGCUUCAAGGAAGGGCAUUUAGUGUGGAGAAUACAGGGAUCGGCAAGGCGCAAUCCGCGGGAAGGCAAGUUGGCAGCUAAUUGGGACGGCCCGUUUCGAGUUCGACAGUCUCGACAAUGGCGCGUAUAA
Molecule: messenger RNA, 2184 nt
Organism: Cajanus cajan (pigeon pea)
Lineage: Eukaryota; Viridiplantae; Streptophyta; Magnoliopsida; Fabales; Fabaceae
Biological process (GO): DNA integration
Molecular function (GO): nucleic acid binding; RNA-DNA hybrid ribonuclease activity
Source: RefSeq, a predicted model, not a curated record